AUGCCUCAGGAGGUGGUAAAUAUAUUAACAAAUGAGGCUAAAGUCGCACCUGAGUUCCACAGUUCCGGGAUCAAACUGGAGAGAAUCUCGAGUGGCAUUUCACUUACAAUUCCUCAUAUGAAAAUCAGUGAUGAAGGAAUGUACUUCUAUGGAAUGUCUACCUGGAAAAAAGUUACAUUUUCCAUGGGAACAUUCUUAACUGUGAAAGGUUGUGCUCAUUUAAACAUAUCGGCGGUCCAAAGUCCAGUGUUGGGGAGGGUUCCCCCAGGAGAGUCAGUGUUUCUGCAGUGCACCGUCCUCUCUGAGAGGAGAACAGCAGAACUCCGAGUGCUCUGGUUCAGAGCUGCUGCAGGAGACUCCCAUCCUGAAAUCAUUUACACUCAUCACAACAGCAGCCAUCAGUGUGAGAUCAGCUCUUCUCCACACAGCUGUGUGUACAACUUCUCCAAGAGUGUCCUCAGCCUCUCUGAUACUGGCACUUACUACUGCGCUGUGGCCACCUGUGGCAAGAUCCUUCUUGGAAAUGGGACGACAGUAGAUUUGACCAAGACUGUGAGUCCUGCAGUGAUCUGGCUGGGAGCAGCUUUGGGAGCUUGUGUAAUUGUGAUCUUUGUUCAAGCCAUUUUAAUUUGUAAAUGGAGAAAUUGUCGACCCAGCAGUGAGAAACAAAGCACUGCUACAGUGAGAAAAAUCAAUCAGGUAUAUCUUAUACAUUGUAAUUUCAUAUUUUGUAAUAUUUUUUUGUGGAAAUGUGUGCGAAUGCUCUGGUCUGCUCUUAUCACUUUAAAAGCAUUUAAAAGCAGUAAUGUUAUGCUAUGUGAAACUUGUUUUGCUCAAGUUUCAGAGGUAGCAUGGAGAUAAAAGUGGUAGGUCAAAAGUGAAAUAUUUUUGUGAAAAAAAUAGACAGGAACCUUGAGGAGCUCAACUCCACUCUCUGCAAGUUCUAAUCCCAGAAAAACACAAUGCAUGUUCAAACUGACAGCAACAAUUACAGUGAGUAAAGGAAACAUGCAUUUAUAAUUACAGUUACAAUAUUUAUAUGGCAGGAGAAAGUUUAAUUGUAGAACUAAAUUUUUUAUAGUACAGCUGAAUCUAAUUGUAGUCCCCUUUGUAAUGAAGGAAAAUAUAUAAGGGUGUUAGGUGAAGUGGGAACCUCACAACGUUCAUGCUCUGUAGCAUGCAAGUAAUAAAACAACAGACAUAUGUGCCAUUUUUGUGAUGCACCAUUCUGCUUACUGAGCUGAUUAAGCAUAUUAAUGAAGGACAACACCCAGCUAUUUCAUCUAGCUCUUUCACCCAGAUCAUAUGGCUGGAGUGCACAUGGAUGGAUAAGCCUGCUUGUAUGUGAACAGACCUUUAAAAUGACUUGUAGAUAUGCCCUCCAGACCCUGCGACAGGUAACAGCAAAGGCACAGAUUGGUGAAACGUCCCGAUGAAGGCACAACCUAAGUCUG
Messenger RNA from Electrophorus electricus (electric eel), 1454 nucleotides. RefSeq lists its product as uncharacterized. NCBI's taxonomy places the organism in Eukaryota, Metazoa, Chordata, Actinopteri, Gymnotiformes, Gymnotidae. Gene Ontology annotation, cellular component: B cell receptor complex; external side of plasma membrane. Gene Ontology annotation, biological process: B cell receptor signaling pathway; B cell differentiation. The record is from RefSeq and is a predicted model, not a curated record.